AUAAACUGAAAAUGAGUCUAGUAUGAUUCGUUUAUGAAAUAUAUUAGGGCAGAAUAUAUUGUAAAACAGAAUGUCUGCCUUUCUGAUAAUCUGCCGCCGUAGCUUUAUGUCGUUCAACUGGAGAGCUGGUGGGUCAUAUACACGCCAGACGAGCGCGUUAAUACCGUGUGUGUGUUCUUAUGCUCUAAACGGACCCCGAGGCAGCAAUCAGGGGACACUGGCGCUUAUACACAAACCGUCAUUUGUACAGUCUCGUUGUAUUUAUAACAGCAGAAUCGUGCCGCCGUUUUGCCUCAGUUGGACAGGAAGGGAUUUAUGUUGUUAUAAGAAAUUCUCAACUUCUCCGUGUACCAGGAGCGAUGCAGUGGGACAGAUCAAGCCCACCCACUAUCACUUAGUUUACACAUGUAAGGUGUGCUCGACUCGUUCUAUGAAAAAGAUAUCUAAAGCUGCCUACCACAAAGGCGUUGUCAUAGUAACCUGUCCCGGGUGCAAGAAUCACCACAUUAUAGCUGAUAAUCUGGGCUGGUUCUCAGAUCUGGAGGGAAAGCGGAACAUAGAGGAGAUUCUGGCCGCUAAAGGGGAGUCUGUGAGAAGAGUCGAAGGAGAUACUGCCAUAGAGAUUAUUGCAGAAGAGACUGUGAAAGAAGCAAUCCAAAACACCACACAAGAUGAUCAAUCCGUUACUCCAGAUGAAGGUCCUGAAAAGUCAUAAUAAAUAACACAGGA
Molecule: messenger RNA, 729 nt
Organism: Chanos chanos (milkfish)
Lineage: Eukaryota; Metazoa; Chordata; Actinopteri; Gonorynchiformes; Chanidae
Gene: dnlz
Product: DNL-type zinc finger
Exons: 3
Coding region: 71-715 (214 amino acids)
Biological process (GO): protein stabilization; protein folding; protein import into mitochondrial matrix
Cellular component (GO): mitochondrion
Molecular function (GO): protein-folding chaperone binding; zinc ion binding
Source: RefSeq, a predicted model, not a curated record